Messenger RNA from Alternaria alternata, 1135 nucleotides. RefSeq lists its product as hypothetical. The record is from RefSeq and is a predicted model, not a curated record. Lineage: Eukaryota; Fungi; Ascomycota; Dothideomycetes; Pleosporales; Pleosporaceae. The transcript is spliced from 2 exons. Bases 233 to 931 code for a protein of 232 amino acids.
UUGGCCUGAUCACGAGCACAUGGCUUGCAUCGUGGAAGAAACACUAAUAUAAACAGGCUGGAGGUGUGCCGCAUGCGUACCCCGCGAUGCACCUUCAUUUCACUGGUCCUCGUUCGCCCACAUUCUUCUUCUGCUAGUCUAUGACGUCAACUCACUUUCGCAACGAGGCACGCGAGUUUAAGAAAACCAUCAGAAGGAAGUGUAAAUUCCCUACGUACCCCAAUCAUUCGCCAUGGACGACUGGCAGGAUGCCGCCUUCUCGUCGCGACAUAUGCACAACCGCAAUGGUCGCGGCAGCAAGUCCAAACACACGGCCGCGUUCGAUGUGCGCAAAACAUUUGCAAGCUAUUCAGUAAAAUGUCCAGCAUGGCAGAAAGCUUUAAGUGCCAACGGAGAUGCUCCGCCAGAACAGGAUGCAUCGCUGGAGUUGUAUCGUCUCACCGAAGGUGGCGAGGGUGUCGUUGGCCGACUGUCUUUGCCAGGAGUAUUACAAGCGUCGGUCAUCUUAGCCGGCAGUCGUGACAGUCUUAGGCGAACGGUUGCAGAGGUGGAACCGGAUGAAUCGAACGAAGAGGAAGACGACGGGCACGAUGACGAGGAAGAAGAGGAGAGCGAUAAUACCGAGCCUGAAUCUCCCGAAAGAACACGCUUCGAGACAUUCGAGAAGAACAGCUUCCGCUCCCCAAAGUUCUGGUUUCGAUGGAGCGGCGAAUCUAUGGAUGCUGCUCAAAGUGUACCCAGAAAGACUGGCAGCCACGAAACAGAACUAGGAUACAUCGUCUUCGCUGGCAAUGACUGUCGCAAGUUCAAAGGCACAUUUAACUGCACGAAUCUGAAGUGGAAGAAUGUAGCCAUCGCGGGUCACAAGCUCGUAGCACGAUCAACUUCUGAUGCACAAGUUACUUGGGGAAAGGCGGGAGUUCCAAUAUAGGUUUUGCUAUCCCAAUACAGCUGUCUGUCGUAUUCUCAACUAGAAAACAGCGAAUUCAUCAUGAAGCCCGUCGCAAACGCGUGAGCGAGGAUAGUAUGAUAGCAUUACUACCUCCCAAUAUGGACCCCAAUCUCAACAAGCGUUCAAUGGUGCUGUCUCAGGUCAGUGAACCGCCUCCACUCAAGGUCGAAUACGGAAUUAGCA